CCGGGAUCUGGGUUCCCGGGUCCGGGUGAUAGAUUCGCUUCCCUCUAGCGUAGUAUCGGGUUCUUCAGCCCCUGUGUUUUUGUGUCUCAUUUCUCAGGACCCCGAGGGCAGUGUGUGAAGCGGGGACGCCAGCCAUGUUCCAGGCCACUUGGCGCCAGGAGCCAGUGACCUUUGAGGACGUGGCUGUGUACUUCACUCAGAAUGAAUGGGUCAUCCUGGACCCAGCACAGAGGGCCCUGUACAGGGAGGUGAUGCUGGAGAAUUAUGCAAAUGUGGCUUCUCUAGCUUUUCCAUUCACCAGACCCGUUCUGGUGUCCCAGCUGGAGCAAGGGGAACUGCCAUGGGGCCUCGAUCCCUGGGAACCUGUGGGCAGGGAGGCCCUCAGAGGUAUCUGUCUAGGGGCUGAGAUCAGAACUGAGAAGGGAGAAUCAACUCAAAAGGAACACAUUUCUAAAGAAAUGGAGUCCUACAGACUGACAUUAGGAGGGCUGCCAGGGAAUGUUCCCCAGCACCUUGACCUUGGGAGCAGCCCAGAGUGGCAGCAUGGUAACUGGAUAGUCAAGAAGACAGACUCAAAGAGGAGAGAGUUCACAGAUGGGUCAACCAGGCAUCAUGAGGCCUCCGCUGUCGAGAAUGGGGAGAAGUGUGAGAAGUUAGGAAAAAAUAGCACACAACUCACUACAAAUCAGAGCAUUCUUAGUGGUCAGAUAUCUUAUGAAUGUAGAAAAUGUGACAGAUAUUUCAGUCGAAUGGCAGACUUCCACCAACAUCAGAGACGUCACACCAGUGAAAAAUCUUAUGAAUGCAAAGAAUGUGGAAAAGACUUCAGAUAUAACUCAUUACUUAUUCGACAUCAGAUAAUUCACACUGGAAAGAAACCAUUUAAAUGUAAAGAAUGUGGGAAAGGUUUAAGUUCAGACACAGCUUUGAUUCAGCAUCAGAGAAUCCACACUGGAGAAAAGCCCUAUGAAUGUAAGGAGUGUGGCAAGGCCUUCAGUAGUAGCUCUGUCUUCCUCCAGCACCAGAGGUUCCACACUGGGGAGAAACUCUAUGAAUGUAAUGAAUGUUGGAAAACUUUCAGUUGUAGCUCAAGUUUUAUUGUCCAUCAGCGAAUGCACACUGGGGAGAAACCGUAUGAAUGUAAAGAAUGUGGGAAACGAUUAAGCUCCAACACAGCCUUGACUCAGCAUCAGCGAAUUCACACCGGGGAGAAACCUUUUGAAUGUAAGGAGUGUGGGAAGGCGUUCAAUCAGAAAAUAACCCUGGUUCAGCACGAGCGAGUUCACACUGGCGAGAAACCUUAUGAAUGUAAGGUGUGCGGGAAAACCUUUAGCUGGUGUGGAAGAUUCAUUCUGCAUCAGAAACUACAUGUGCAGAAGACAUCUGUCCAAGAGUAGUACUGGAUUAUCCACAGCUAGGCUCACUGUGCCUCUUCUUGUUUCUCUCCAUUUCCAUGCUUUUUAUGAGUGUCAUCACUGUCCUUCCUGGACUGUGCUAAUUCUUAACCAUGUGCCUCUGUUUCUACAGCUCUGCGUAACUGGAACGUCCCAGUAAGAUGUUUAAUUCAGACUCGCAGCUUCCAUCAUGAAACCUUGCUCAAAUUCUCUGAGCCCUUGUUUCUUCAAUAUAAAUUCUCUUUACAGUCAGAAAAGACAAGAAACAAACCCCCAAACUUACAAACAUAAAAGGAAAUGUAAGUUUCCAGAUCGAAAGGGUAUGCUGAGCGCCCAGCAAGAUAGACUGGGGUAAACCUACAUCAAAGAACAUCACUGUGCAUGAUCAACCCAUGAGGUUUAAAGAGGAGAUCCUACAAAGUUUCUAGAGAGAGAAAACAAAAGAUCAGGAAUAAGAAUGGUACCAGAUUUCUCAACAGCAACCUUGAAAGUGAGAUGACGAUGGCGUUUGCCUUCAGAAUAGAAAAGGGAAAAUGAUUCCCACCCAGAAUUUUAUACCCUCAAGUGUGAGUAUAGAAUAAAGGCAUUUCAGACCCUUUAGAUAUGAAAACUUUACCUCCCAUGUAUUCUUUCUCAGAUGUGCAACACUAAACAAGGGGUAAACCAGCAAAGAAAAAGACAAAUAUGUGGUAACCUUAUUACCAUCUGUACAUUUUAAGUCUACUAAACUCAAACAGAGGGAUCUUGUCCAUGUAGAGCCAGCUGCAUCCUGGAAGACAUUCCUAAUAGGGUGCAAACUUUCAGAGACCUACCUCGGGUGCAGUGCCCACCUACACUACUUCUUACUCUGCAGUUACUCUUCACCACUCAGUUACAGUCUGUGCCUUUGCAAAAGUUGGGGUGUAUGUACCCUCUGAGUCAGAUGCAAGGCCCUAUUUAUCCUAAAUGUAUCCAUCUCAUUGCUGUUCCAAGUGACCUCAUAGCAGGAAACAUUUCCUUGUAACUUCAUCUAGUUGUUUUUUUAUGAUCAUGGAAGGAGCUACCAUUAUUUUCUGUUACCUGUGAAAAUGAAGGAAGAUGUAAAUGUGUUCUGUUUUAGCAUCUACUUCUGCAGACAGCUUGACUUUGCCCACAGGAGGCAGAGGGUAGUGGUUAAUAAUACAGAGCCUGGCAGACUUUGGUAUGAAUGCAGGUAUGUGACCUUGGUUAAGUUGCAGAAAUUCUGUACUAAGUUCCUUAUCUGUAAAAUAGGGAUGACCGUCUACCUCAUAGGUUUGUGUUGAGGCAUAACUGCAUUCAUACAUGUAGCGUGCUUAGAACAGUGACUGGAGCGUAAUAAACAAAAGUGUUAUUUAUUAUUAUAAUGCCAUUGCUAAGUUUUGACUUAUGUAUACACCACUGAAACAAUCACCACAACCAAGAUAAUAAACACGGCCAUAACACCCAAAACUUUGCUUAUGCCCCUUGGUAAUCCCUCCCUCCUAGCUCUCCACAGGCAACCACUGAUCUAUUUUCUGUCACUUUGGAUUAGUUUUCCUUUUCUAGGAUUUUAUAUAAAUGUUAUCACACUGUAUGUACUCUUCUUUUUGGUCUGGUGUCUUUCACUCAGCAUAAUUAUUUUGAGAUUCACCCAUGUUGCCUAUAUCAAUGGUUCAUUCUUUUUUAUUAUUGAGUAGUAUUCCACUAUGGAUAUACCACAAUUUGUCCAUUCACCUCUCGAUGGCCAUUUGAAUUGUUUCUGGUUUUUGGCUGUUACAAAUAAAGCUGCUAUGAACAUCUGUGUCCAA
This is a messenger RNA of Diceros bicornis minor, 3181 nucleotides long. RefSeq names its product zinc finger protein 620 (gene ZNF620). The coding region runs from base 135 to 1397 and encodes 420 amino acids. The transcript is spliced from 5 exons. Lineage: Eukaryota; Metazoa; Chordata; Mammalia; Perissodactyla; Rhinocerotidae. The record is from RefSeq and is a predicted model, not a curated record. Gene Ontology annotation, molecular function: DNA-binding transcription repressor activity, RNA polymerase II-specific. Gene Ontology annotation, biological process: negative regulation of transcription by RNA polymerase II.